Messenger RNA from Pyrus x bretschneideri (Chinese white pear), 454 nucleotides. Its product is annotated as transcription factor PRE6-like. The record is from RefSeq and is a predicted model, not a curated record. The coding region runs from base 97 to 378 and encodes 93 amino acids. The transcript has 2 exons. Gene Ontology annotation, molecular function: protein dimerization activity. Lineage: Eukaryota; Viridiplantae; Streptophyta; Magnoliopsida; Rosales; Rosaceae.
CUUUGGCCUCGUACUUAAAACAUCCCUCCAACCAUUUGAUAGUGUAAAGAAGCUAAAAGCUAUAAGCAAUAAGCAAAAGUGCUUCUUCAACCAGCCAUGUCAAGCAGAAGAUCAUCAUCAUCAUCAUCAAGAACUUCUAAACCCUCAGAUGAUGAGAUUAAGGAGCUCAUCUCAAAAUUACAACCUCUUCUUCCUCAGCUUCAUCAUACGCGUAAUGCUCCGGUAUCGGCAUCGAGCAUUUUGGAAGAAACUUGCAGUUACAUAAAGAGGCUGCAUAGGGAGGUGGAAGAUCUGAGCCAAAGAAUAUCUCAACUCCUGGAUUCUGCAGACAUCUCUGAUGUUGAUGAAGAGCUUAUUAGAAGACUUUUGCAGCAUUAAUAAUCUCUCUCUCUCUCUCUCUCUCUCUCCCUGGGCUUGCAAUUUUAAUUACAUGAAAUAAGUUUUGGUUGGACUA